Molecule: messenger RNA, 1559 nt
Organism: Punica granatum (pomegranate)
Lineage: Eukaryota; Viridiplantae; Streptophyta; Magnoliopsida; Myrtales; Lythraceae
Source: RefSeq, a predicted model, not a curated record
AAGCCUAGGAGCGGACCUCCAAACCCUAAGCUAGGGUUUUGGCGUCACCGAAGACAGAGAGAAGGGUAUAAAUUCGAAGUUCGAGCCUUUCCCUGCUCUCUCUUCGUAUCGCAGGCAGCAGCAGCCGAGGAGGAGAAGUAUGUCUCACCGGAAGUUUGAGCAUCCGAGGCACGGGUCCCUUGGAUUCCUUCCAAGGAAGAGGGCUUCCCGCCACAGGGGAAAAGUGAAGGCUUUCCCCAAGGAUGACCCGACCAAGCCCUGCAAGCUUACUGCUUUCUUGGGCUACAAGGCCGGGAUGACUCACAUUGUCAGAGAGGUCGAAAAGCCUGGAUCAAAGCUUCACAAGAAGGAAACUUGUGAGGCUGUUACCAUUGUUGAGACACCUCCGAUGGUGAUUGUUGGUGUCGUGGGUUAUAUUAAGACCCCCAAGGGUCUUCGCUCAUUGAACACCGUGUGGGCACAGCACCUGAGCGAGGAGGUGAGGCGUAGGUUCUACAAGAACUGGUGCAAAUCCAAGAAGAAGGCCUUCAUCAAGUACUCCAAGAAGUUCGAGACUGAUGAGGGAAAGAAGAACAUCCAAGCCCAGCUCGAGAAGUUGAAGAAGUAUGCUACUGUCAUCAGGGUUCUUGCUCACACCCAGAUUAGGAAGAUGAAGGGAUUGAAGCAGAAGAAAGCUCAUCUGAUGGAGAUCCAAGUGAAUGGUGGAACCAUUGCCCAGAAGGUGGACUUUGCUUAUGGCUUCUUCGAGAAGCAAGUCCCUAUUGAUGCUGUCUUCCAGAAGGAUGAGAUGAUUGAUAUCAUCGGUGUGACUAAGGGUAAGGGUUAUGAGGGUGUUGUGACCCGUUGGGGAGUCACUCGCCUUCCCCGUAAGACCCACAGGGGUCUGAGGAAGGUGGCUUGUAUCGGUGCCUGGCACCCUGCAAGAGUCUCCUUCACAGUCGCUAGGGCUGGUCAAAAUGGUUAUCACCACAGGACUGAGAUGAACAAGAAGGUUUACAAGAUUGGAAAGGCUGGGCAGGAGUCACACACUGCCAUCACUGAGUUUGACCGGACCGAGAAGGACAUUACUCCCAUGGGUGGGUUCCCUCACUAUGGUGUGGUGAAUGAAGACUAUCUCCUGAUCAAGGGAUGUUGUGUGGGGCCCAAGAAGAGGGUCGUCACCCUCCGCCAGUCCCUCCUCAAGCAGACAUCUAGGGUGGCUCUCGAGGAGAUCAAGCUCAAGUUCAUCGACACCUCCUCCAAGUUUGGGCAUGGCCGCUUCCAGACCACCCAGGAGAAGCAGAAAUUCUAUGGCCGCCUCAAGGCGUAAUUUUUCUCCAAGGAGCAUCUCUAUUUCAGGUCGUAGUCGAAUUUUGGUAUUGUUGCUUGAGAACUUGUCCCCGCAUGGCAUUUCAGUUCUGUUUGGGUUUUUUCAUUCAGUUGUCCUCAGUACUAGAGGGUUCUAAACAGUUUUAUAUGGAUUUGCCAUCCGCCGCAAGUUUUGUUUAUUUAAACAUUUCUCAUUAUCAUACAAUUUGAACUAGUUGAUGUUGUCCAUCCAGGAAUGUCUGUUUCAUUCA